AAGGAAUACUGUGGAUAGUGUUUUAGCCGCUCCAUUAAAACAAGCUCCUCUAUUUGUCGCAGGCAAACUGGCGAAACUCCAACACAAACAUUAACGCACACAUUUUGCGGGGAUCCAUUGCGUUUUAUAUAACGUCACUCAGAAAAGACUUCCUGGAUUUAAGGACACACGCUCCGAAGCCUCGGCACGGCAGUCCCGUCACUACUUUUGCCUGAAGUCGCUGAAUCCAGUUGAGUUUCUAUGGUCUGUGGCCGCGUCGUCGCUGCUAGUUGCUUCCUGCGUGGAACGUGGAAGCGGCCGUUCCAUUUCAAGAGACUGAAUAAGACAUGGAGUGCAGAGAUGCGAGUGGCAGUGAUUGGAGCUGGAGUCAUUGGUCUGUCAACAGCUCAGAGCAUCUAUGAGCGCUAUCACUCUAUUGUCAGUCCGCUGACCAUCGAGGUGUAUGCAGACAAGUUCACUCCACUGACCACCAGUGAUGGAGCAGCUGGCUUCUGGCAGCCUUACCUGUAUGAUAAGGGCAAUGUUCAGGAGACAAAAUGGAAUAAGGAGACAUUUGACUACUUGCUGAGCUUUAUGAGUUCACCCGAGUCCAUAAAGAUGGGAAUAUUCCUUGAGUCUGGCUACAACCUCUGCCGUGAACCAGCAUCAGAUCCCUCAUUUAAGGACAGCGUUCUUGGCUUCAGGCAGCUCACAGAGCGAGAGCUGCAGCUGUUUCCUGGAUACAAGUGUGGGUGGUUCAACACCGCUCUCAUGGUUGAGGGUAAAACAUACUUACCUUGGCUCAUGGACUGGUUGCAAAAAAGGGGUGUGAAAUUUUACCACAGGAAAAUAAAGUCCUUCAAGGAGCUGGCUGAAACUGGGGCAGACGUGAUCAUGAACUGCAGUGGGAUGUGGUCAGGCGAACUCCAGCCAGAUCCAGACCUGAAACCAGGCCGUGGCCAGAUAGUGAAAGUGGAUGCUCCCUGGCUGAAGCACUGGAUUAUUACCCACGAUUUUAAAAAAGGAACCUACAAUUCACCAUAUAUCAUUCCAGGAAGUCGUCUUGUGACAGUUGGUGGAAUAUUUGACAUAGGAAACUGGAGUGAACAGAACAGCUCUGCUGACCAUAAAGAAAUCUGGGAAAAGGCUUGUGAGCUCGAGCCUAGUCUCAAGCAUGCCAGGAAAGUCGAUGACUGGUCUGGCCUCAGGCCUGUUCGCAGCAAAGUCCGACUGGAGAGGGAGACCAUAUGGUCUGGUGCAACCCCAAUAGAGGUGAUACACAACUACGGCCACGGAGGUUUCGGACUCACCAUCCACCGAGGCUGCGCCGAGGAAGCAGCGAGGCUCUUCGGUCAGAUCGUGGAACAAAAAGGCAAAGGUCCCAAAGCUCGCUUGUGAAUUUGAGUGUGGAAGCAGUGAUCGAUACACUCCUUUUUCACAGUUCAACAUCAAAUUACCACUACUAAUGUAGUAUUCAGCAUUAUUUUCAAACAAUCUCAUGCAUCUGCAAAGUCAAGGACAAGAUUCACAUGGUUAAUUAAGUGACUGCACUUACGUAACAAAAUCAUACUUAAAUCCAUGUGAAAUUUAGACCAUUUAAAAAGGAUUUAGAAUGUAUGAAGUGUACAUAUUUUUUUUUAUCAAUUUUGUACUAAAUGCAAAAUUUAUAAAUAAUUUUUAAAAAAUUAAUACCAAAUGACAACAUGACAGCUACUUAUUUUUGAAAGGUUGUUUACUACACUACAGUAUCAUACACAUUUACAUCCAGUGCAUUGACAAGAAUCUGUGCACACAGACAAUUAACGAGCACUUUAUCUCAAAACACUGGUAGGUAACAGCUCGUUAGACCUGUGCUCAUUAGCCUGUCUUCAUUUUUUAAACACAACUUCCCCCGGUCCGUCUCCACGUCACCUUUGUUACAAACAAAAGCAAAGACAACAACUAAACCAGGUAUCAAUACAUUAUUUACAGAAAGACAGAAUGUAACAUCCCACUGUGGAUGUACGUGAGCGCAGCAUCAAAGUCUGCUGAAGUAGAGCAAGAAAUGCAGCACAGUCUAUAGAUCAUGACACCAUAUACAUGUGUUAAUGUCUUUUUUUUUAUGUAAAACUUACUAACUAGGCUCCGUCAGCUUUUGGGUAUUGAGAAAAUGCUCAGAUUUAAAUGAUCAAAUACUUUAAUGUUAACAUGAAUACAGGAUACGUGGAGUCCAUUUGUGCAGUAAAUAUGAAAUGUUUUUAUUUUACUGAUGUUAAUAUGUUCUGAUGAAGGCUUCAACAGAUCCUUUAGCUUGGUAUAAAUAAUCUGCCCUCACAAUAAUCAAGAGAUGAGGUGGUAUUUUUCAUCAUUACAUGCAUCUUCCUUGGGUCGUUAGCAGGAAAUGAAUGUCCUCCAUGUUUAAAAGUGAAAUAAUACUGAUACAAGAGCAACACAUAUAACACAGGAUUUGAAAAGGAUGCUCUGUGUAUGAAACUUAGUGACUUCCUUUCACCCUCACAGCUGAAAUUUUUAAUUUAAAUAAACCCUAUUCAUUCAGG
Molecule: messenger RNA, 2516 nt
Organism: Archocentrus centrarchus (flier cichlid)
Lineage: Eukaryota; Metazoa; Chordata; Actinopteri; Cichliformes; Cichlidae
Product: D-amino-acid oxidase
Exons: 11
Coding region: 241-1377 (378 amino acids)
Biological process (GO): D-alanine catabolic process; L-proline catabolic process; D-serine catabolic process
Cellular component (GO): cytoplasm
Molecular function (GO): FAD binding; D-amino-acid oxidase activity
Source: RefSeq, a predicted model, not a curated record